AAAAUAUUAAAUAAAUCGUCCACGGGCAAACUAGAACCAAACUCUGAACGAGUAACGGAGCCGUUCUAAAGAAAAUGGAUUAACUACUACUACUACUAUUAAUAACAGGCUCACCUGGCUGCCAAUAGGUUGUAUUUACUUCAGAGAAUCCCAAAACUAUAGCUAAAUCAAACGUGUUGUGAACUGUGGAAGUGGAUUAAGGGGAGUCUGCAAGGUGCAAGAAUAAGUUGAAAAUGUUAUAAACACAAAAAAGCAUUGAAAAUGUAUCUACUAUUGUUAACAACUUUCCUUGGCUCUGCCGAAAUGCUAAUUCCAGGAUUUAUCCAAUUUCUGCUGAAGGUGGUUGGUGGUGAAAGUGUGGCCGAACAGAAAAUUAAGCAUGAAAUUACAAAAAUGAGGCAACAACUUCAGACCAUCAGCAUGGUAGACCAAUUUGCUUCGUAUGCCAAAGUUCAACGCAAGAUUAAUUUGCUGAAUCAGCAUUACAAAGAUAAAGUGAUGGAACGCUUUAUUGGAGAGCAGAAUAUUCGCUUACGAAUAACUGGAGUUCUCUGGGCAGUCGUCGCACUAUUGUGUUUAUGGGUAGUUUGGGAGCACCGGUCAAAUGCUGUAGUGGCUCUCCCCUAUGAUUUGGUAUGGCCUCUGGGACCUUUGCUAGCAUUUCCAUCAUGCCAGGUUGGAGAGAUCAGUGUUGUGGUAUGGAUGGGAAUCAUAAGGGCUGUGUGCUACAGGAUAAGCAAGAGUAUUGGUUCUACAGCGCAGAAAACCACAAAUCUUCCUCCAGGUCAAACAGUUCCUCAAGUGGCCACAGGAACCCCAGUAGCUCCGCCACUUGACUGAGCGAUAGAAUAAGACCUGUGUGGAGUCAUCAUGAAAAUGUCCCAUUUUGCCUGUUCUUUUCUUCUUUUUGAAAAUCAUCGUUGUUGAUUAGCUUAGAAAACCAUAUUUCUUUUGUAGGAAAACCACACGUUUCCAGAACAAAAGAUCCCCUCUACGCAUCUCCUUCAUCACCCUAACUUUAGUGUGACUUGGCAGCAUCACACGGAAGCACUCCCAGAAUCACUGCUUGCUGUGUUUUGGAAGUCUUUACUUCUUAUUUCAUGUUCAUUCCUUCCUUCAUCCUCAUUUUUAUAGGGAAUCUUUUGUUUGUACAGGAUUUUAUUGAUGUAAAUAAUUUUUUUUUCUUUUUUUUUUUCUUUUUGAGUAGUGAGGGCUGGCAUAUGACACUGUCUUUUGAUGGUUACUGUAAGUUUUCCCUUUUUAUUUUACAAUUUAUUUUCCCAUUCAGGUGUUUCUGUUUUAUUUUAAUCUUAAUUUCUUUCUAAUUUCAUCCAGUUGUUGAAUAUUUGUUACUCUCCACAGUUCAGUAGUACAAAUAGUGUUUUACUCUUGUUUCUUUUGGUUUCUUCCCACAUAACUGUCCAAUUACUUUAACUUUCCUUGAUCCAUUUUUGCCUUUCAUUUAAGGACAAAUCUUUCAUCCCAUUCUGUUUAUUCUAGAAAUUUGAUGUACUGUCUUGUUGAACAGCAUUGUGAUAAUACAGUACAACAGUUCAGUCUUCAGUUAUAUCUUGAUGUUAAUAGUAACUUGUAAGUGCUGGAUUGUAUACUAUAUUUUGUAAUUAUUGUUGUCAGCAUCGCAAAGGGUAACCACAUCUCUUUUGUGAAUGUAUAAAUUCGAUUUUUACAUAGGUAACUGAGGAAACUGAAACCAGUAAUUCAACUGUAUUUAGGUAGAUCUUCUAACUACUGUAAAUCUGAAUGAAAAAUGUAAGAAGUGUGUUUGACAAUGUCAUCUGAUGGAAAUAUACCUUGCAAAACACCUUGGAAUUGAUGACCUCACUCCAUGAUACUAAAGACAAUUAAAGCCAACCCCCUUCUAAUUUUCAGAGGUGUUUAUUAUAACAAUUUAAAAGUGGAAACUAAGUUAAAAAUACAGUAAACAUUGAAGUUUUUAUGUAUGAUUUAAUUUGUUUAUCUAGGGUGUAUACUUCUGUCAUUGUGAGCAUACUGAAUUCUUUGGUUACCAGUUACAGUUGUGGAAACAUCCUAUAAUAAAGGUUUACAGUAAAAGUUUUGUAAAUACAAAUUAAGUUUGCAGUACUGUAUAAAGCUUGUGAACAUAAGAAAGGAAUCUGUGUAGAAUUGGUAUGGAUUUUUAUAAAAAAAAAAAAAUUCCUAGGAAACUGAAAAUUCCAAAUAUUCCUGAUUUUCAUUUUGGAUAAGGACUCACCUUUUGAAACUUAACCUUGUUGGUUUCAGCCACAAUUUCCAUCAUGUAAAUACAAACCUUGUUUGUAAUCAAUCCUGUUUACUUAAUUUGUAUAUUUGAUGUAGAUUUCAGCAGUGUCACACUGACAGAUGAUGCUGGUAUGUGCUUCUGUUACAGGUGAACGUAGACUGUGUGGACAACCUUAAAUAAAAAAAACUUGCUUACCCAUAGGUUUUCAAGAAUAUUGAGUUAAUUUUUUGGUUUACUUGAAAGAUUUUCCCCUUUUUUUGUGUACCUCAAUACCAUGCUCAGAAAGUGAAUGUUGACUCUUCUUAAUGCUUAUAGUGAGCUGGUAGUGUUGUUAGUUUUUCCUUAAGUACAAAACUAUGGAAUAUGUAAACUUUUGCAACUAGUAUGUGCCAGCUUUUUGUCGACUUUAGUUUUCAAAUUUGUUUUUUAUCCAGAUAGUAAUAAUGUUUUCUGAGAGAAAUAGUCCAAUCAUUUUUUUUCAGUCAACGUUUGUUUUCCAUUAGCUGUGUUGAAUGCAUCGCAGUGCUUAUUAUCUUGGUUUAUGUAUUACAAAUGUUGUUCUUCCAUAUAUUCAUCAUUGUUUGGUAGCUUGUGGAAACUAUUGAAUUCGAAUACAGCUUUGGUUGCUGUAGCAUAGUAGUAUUGGCUGCAUGUAAGAUAGGUCAUAUGCCAUGCGGGUGUGCCACGUGAAGUCUAGCCUCAGUCUUUUAUGUGAUACGUGCUUGCUCUUAUGUGUGAUUACAGUCCAUAUUUAUUGUAGUGAUUUUGUAUGGUUUAUGAAUUAAAAGAUCUCUCUGUUAUUGAAAAGAAAUAUAUAACAACAUUUGU
This is a messenger RNA of Macrobrachium nipponense, 3070 nucleotides long. RefSeq names its product guided entry of tail-anchored proteins factor 1-like. Gene Ontology annotation, cellular component: GET complex. Gene Ontology annotation, molecular function: protein-membrane adaptor activity. NCBI's taxonomy places the organism in Eukaryota, Metazoa, Arthropoda, Malacostraca, Decapoda, Palaemonidae. The transcript has 5 exons. The record is from RefSeq and is a predicted model, not a curated record. Gene Ontology annotation, biological process: tail-anchored membrane protein insertion into ER membrane. Bases 262 to 840 code for a protein of 192 amino acids.